CCCGGGGCGAUGGAGACACAGCUACAUCAACAGAAGUUUCUCACCUUGGAGUGCGAGGGACUCUCCCGCAUCUCCUGCACAUCUUCUCCAGCUGGUCGCAGGAGAAGAGUCUCAAGCUAUUUCCUCCACCUCCUCACACUGCUCCCUGCAAGCGAUGGGAGGCUGCUGAGAGCCCCUACCACUACUGGCCUUCUUUUUAUGUUGUCUGCAGUGAGGAAGAGGACGAAGGACAUCUUAGUGCUGGGGAAUUGACCUCUGGUCUGGCGGGCCUCUGGGCUGGGAGAACAGAAGAAGAGUGGCUGGGGCUGGGGGAAUCCAUGCGGGGGCCAUGGACAGAGCGGCGCUCCUGGGACUGUCCCGCUUGUGCGCGCUUUGGGCAGCCCUGCUCGCGCUGUUCCCUGGCGGAGCCCAAGGAAACUGGAUGUGGUUGGGCAUCGCCUCCUUUGGGGUUCCGGAGAAACUGGGCUGCACCAACUUGCCGCUGAACAGCCGCCAGAAGGAGCUGUGCAAGAGGAAACCGUACCUGCUGCCCAGCAUCCGAGAGGGCGCCCGGCUGGGCAUUCAGGAGUGCAGGAGCCAGUUCAGACACGAGAGAUGGAACUGCCAGGUGGCCACUGCCGCCGCCGCCGCCCCGCCGGGCACCAGCCCCCUCUUUGGCUACGAGCUAAGCAGUGGCACCAAGGAAACAGCAUUCAUUUAUGCUGUGAUGGCCGCGGGCCUGGUGCAUUCUGUGACCAGGUCGUGCAGUGCAGGCAACAUGACAGAGUGCUCCUGUGACACCACCUUGCAGAACGGCGGCUCAGCGAGUGAAGGCUGGCACUGGGGGGGCUGCUCCGACGAUGUCCAGUAUGGCAUGUGGUUCAGCCGAAAGUUCCUAGAUUCCCCCAACAGAAACACCACGGGAAAAGAAAGCAAAGUACUGUUAGCAAUGAAUCUUCAUAACAAUGAAGCUGGAAGGCAGGCUGUGGCCAAGCUGAUGUCAGUGGACUGCCGCUGUCACGGGGUUUCCGGCUCCUGUGCCGUAAAAACAUGCUGGAAAACCAUGUCUUCUUUUGAAAAGAUUGGACAUUUGUUGAAAGAUAAAUAUGAAAACAGCAUUCAAGUCUCAGACAAAAUAAAGAGGAAAAUGCGCAGAAGAGACAAAGACCAGAGGAAAGUGCCGAUCCACAAGGAUGACCUGCUCUACGUUAACAAGUCUCCCAAUUACUGUGUAGAGGAUAAGAAAUUAGGGAUCCCGGGGACACAGGGCAGAGAAUGCAACCGCACGUCGGAGGGUGCGGAUGGCUGCAACCUCCUCUGCUGCGGCCGCGGCUACAACACCCACGUGGUCAGACACGUGGAGAGGUGUGAGUGUAAGUUUAUUUGGUGCUGCUACGUUCGCUGCAGGAGGUGUGAGAGCAUGACUGAUGUCCACACUUGCAAGUAACCACUCCAUCUAGCCUCUGAAAACACUCCUCAGUGACAACAGCAGAGUGCCAUCGUGCAGGGCUGGUGAAGCCCCCUGGCCUCCGAAUCCCCAAAUCUUUGACCCCUCUCAGAGUUCCCUUUACCUGGUCGAUGUCCAGUCCAUCACACACUGAGUAUAUGCAUUUGGAGGGAUUCUGCAAGGGUUAGGUUCAUAUUUUGGUGAUCUGGAAAAUAUAUAUUGACAUACAAGGAAUUUGGCUCCUAAGCAACAAAGAAUCAGAAAGAACCUUCAUGUAGAAAGACCUGGUGCAUCCUCAAGAUAAGAUCCUUGACUAUGGAACUUAGUUACGGAACUCAGUAGUGGUGGGUGAAUAUCAGUUACUUUUAAAAGACACCUCUUAUAGCAGCAAGGAGCAGUACACAUGAAUCUCAUUUAUUCUCUCAGUACUCUAGAUGAAGAAAUUAUAUUAAGUAUUUGUGCAUAGAAACAGACGUUGAAAAGUUAACAGAAAUGGUGGGUGCUUACUUACCCUUUCAUGCAUUUCAAAAGGAAGGCAAUUAAAAUGAAUUUUCACAAGUGAUAUAAUAUUCCUAAAAAGUGUUUGUUAGAGGUAAUUAGUGACAAAAGGUAAGAAUCAAGAUGUAAAAAAAAAUAAAAUGUAUAAUUUGGAUUUUAAGUGGCUUCUAAGUAGGACCGUUCCUAGAAAAAUCUCAAGAAGGUAUACCUACGAUAGUAACCUUUGAUCUUUGCCUUCAUAUUUUAAUUGUAGACCAGUUUCCACUAUUAAAAAACCCAACUCUGAAUUACUGUUAGAGGAAGGGCUCCUGAAAGCAAGUGGGAAAAUCAGAGGUAAAGGACUCGCAUCCAGUAUAAGGAAAAGCACCCAUUAAAAGUGUAAAAACAGUAUUUUGUAUAGUAUUUCACUUUAAAAAGUUUUAUAUUUUGUAAAUACACUAUUUAAGUUAUGAUAUAUAUUAAACCUUAAGACAUUUAUUGCCAAAACCAAAAAGCUAAGGCAAUAAAAUUAUCUCAGAAAUAAUAUUAGCUUCUGUUUCUUUUCAUACUAUCAACUUACUUUUUUUAUAUAUUGAAAAAGAAGUUAUUGAGUAGUUAUAUGGAUGUGUAUUUUUUGCCAAAAUGAGUUUUAUAAGUAUUAUAGAUUAAAAUAUGCUGCAAAAUAUUGAGGAUUGUGUUAUUUCAGCAGUCAGAUUAGUUGAACUCUGUUUUUAAUUAGUUAAUGCUUAACUUGUAAAAUUAUUAUAGUAAGUUAUAGAAAAAGUAUAAAAGUCUUAACUGGAAAAAAAGAAUCUAAAUCAGAAUAAUGAUCAAUUUGUGGAUUUGCUUUCCUGGAUAUUUAUUGUGUUGUAUAUAAUGCUGCUUUUCCAUGCAAACGUUGAAUGGCGUUCCUUGUCUUGGUGUUCACACGUGUAUAUUCAUCAUAUUUUACAAGGUUCCUAGUAUAAACUACAGGGCUAUAUUUAAGGUUGUAUUUUCAUGUAAAUGCUUAGUUUUUAUGAAUUGUUAAAUAUUUCAGAAUUAUAUAGAAAAAUAGAUUUCUAAAUUCAGAAUGGACAAAGAAUAUUCUUUUUUAAAAAAAUAAUAAGCUAAAGAAAUGUUUUCCUGUCCCCCAGGUCUCAUUCUA
Messenger RNA from Phyllostomus hastatus (greater spear-nosed bat), 3050 nucleotides. RefSeq names its product Wnt family member 16 (gene WNT16). Gene Ontology annotation, biological process: neuron differentiation; multicellular organism development; cell fate commitment. The transcript is spliced from 4 exons. Gene Ontology annotation, cellular component: extracellular region. NCBI's taxonomy places the organism in Eukaryota, Metazoa, Chordata, Mammalia, Chiroptera, Phyllostomidae. Gene Ontology annotation, molecular function: cytokine activity; frizzled binding. The record is from RefSeq and is a predicted model, not a curated record. The coding region runs from base 329 to 1426 and encodes 365 amino acids.